CUUGCUGCGAGGCUUGAAGCCCAUGCCAAAGGAGGAUCGUCACAAGAUGAUCAAGUUUUGCCACCCCGAAGCCAAUGACGGCAAUAUGCAACAAUUUAUCGAGCGUUACGACAAGAACAACGAGCAACAGCGACUGAUGAGAGAAUCGGGCGUCCGGGCAAUCGGGAUGAAGCCGCUGCCAGGCGACUCGUCCCUGUUCACCGUUCGUAUACCCAACUCCUGCUACCUGAUUCGCAUGUGGGACGGCGGCAUGGACCGUUUCGCCCAGUACUGUCUCGACUUGUACGACAGCCAUCGCCAAGUACCCGUCAACCUCCCAAAGGGAUACUCGCUCUGGCCGGCGGCGGCGAACAUCCCAGGCGCUUUCAAUGUCGCGGGUCCGCUCGCUUCCUGGGAGACGGACAUGGGCUUUGCUCCGGGGAGCUUUCCAGAGGGCGAAGAGAAGUGGAGCGUUCCGGAGGGCGUGUAUAUCACGGUGAAACGGGCUGACCGACCUGGUGAAGACUUCACGUUUGCGGUCCCCCGGAGGCAGCAUGCGGACCUCGGUGCUAUUGCACAGCCCGUCCGGGGGUACGCUCCGUGAUGGUGUUUACCUACGCUCUGUGUUGUCCUGUAUUCAAUUGAGC
This is a messenger RNA of Dichomitus squalens LYAD-421 SS1, 626 nucleotides long. RefSeq lists its product as uncharacterized. The coding region runs from base 23 to 583 and encodes 186 amino acids. The transcript has 2 exons. NCBI's taxonomy places the organism in Eukaryota, Fungi, Basidiomycota, Agaricomycetes, Polyporales, Polyporaceae. The record is from RefSeq and is a predicted model, not a curated record.